CCUGCUUGAGUGAGCUAUAUGUAGCCCCGAUCACCGGCACCGCUACCACUGCGCUUGAAGCACGCGUCGCGUACGAAUCGGUAUAAACGCUCGCAUUUCGUUCCCUUGUUCUCGCCUAGAGUCUAGUGAAUGACGUCAUUAAGAGAAUACAAGCUGCGAAUGGAUAUUUGAAUUUUACACGAAAACUAAACUGAUGCUUCUCUACAGUCCCAAGAAUGCAACCUUAGUGGAAUGAAAAGAGUGUAGAAACUUUAUGAGUAGUAUGAGCAAUUGAGAGGGUGGAAGGGGAGGGGGCAGGAAAAAGCAUACAAAGCAGAAGCAGGAAUAGGUUGACUGAUACCAGAAGAAACAUAAACAUGCCGAGAGCUUUCCUUAUCACUAGGCAUCGGUUUGAUAGCACCGGUGAGUUCGAGGAAAUUGGUUGGGAAUGCAGCCCUGAACGAGGACUACAGUUAGCAGAGUAUGGUGGUGGCCAACAGCAGACAUCUGACGGUGCGAGCGAAUGUAACAGUGAAAAUUCUAGCGAGUGUCCUGAAGAGCUCUACAAUCUUACAAAACUCGCCGAGGUAAGUCUAGCCGCAGCCGCUGGCACCCUCGUGCACCCAACUACGAGCAGUUUACAUAAAACCGACACCACGCGACUUUUCUUCGGACGGAUUAACUCUAAACGUGAAAGUCUCCUUCAGCUUGAACCUAGAAGAAUCAGGGAUGAAACUCUACUGGAGACCAAACGUUACACUGUACAGCUCAAAGCCAAUGGUAGUUCUCCUAUGGAAACGACAAUGAGAUUAACAACGACAAUGGCAUCUACCGAUAGUAAGAUCAGCUUUAUGAGAACUGAACAGCAAGAUAGUACUGAGGAACAUGAAUGUCCAGAUUGCGGCAAGAAAUAUUCAACCUCCUCCAAUCUCGCCCGUCAUCGUCAAACUCAUCGAUCGUUAGGUGACAAGAAAGCGCGUCGCUGCCCCCAUUGCGAUAAGGUUUAUGUUAGUAUUCCAGCCUUUAGUAUGCACAUGAGAACUCAUAAUCAAGGUUGCAAAUGUCAUUACUGUGGCAAGUGCUUUUCUAGGCCUUGGCUUUUACAGGGUCAUAUUCGUACCCAUACAGGUGAAAAGCCGUUUAAAUGCACGAUUUGCGAUAAAGCUUUCGCAGAUAAAUCCAAUCUCCGAGCCCACAUUCAAACCCACUCAAAUACAAAGCCUCAUAUUUGUUCUCGCUGUGGCAAAGCCUUUGCUCUUAAGUCAUAUCUUUACAAGCACGAGGAGUCCUCCUGCAUGCGAGCGCAUCACCAUCAGCAACGUGAUAAACGCGAAAUAUCUAUUAAUCCCACUUCAUUGAAUCAACUUUCCACUAUUAAAAUAUCGUCCAACAGCAUUAACGCAACCAGUGAUCAGCGAACCAAUUUACCUAUAAGCGUUAUAGUUCCCCCACGUAAUUCUCGUAACUUAAUACCAUUAAAAGAACAACAGGCACAUCCCAAUUCAAUUUUUUCAGCUAUCAUCGAACACACGAGAAUGGCUCCUGAUAGAAUAGAUAAUGAUCUUGUACCAAAAGGAUUGAUUUGUACAACUAAAGAAAUAAUGGACUGUAAAACCCAACAGAAUGAAAGUCUGCUUUCGAGAAUGGUCAUACGGACGUCUGUUAUAUCACCUAAUCCAAAGCAUUUAACUAAGUACAAUGAGAGAACAAUGUUAUUUCAUCAGACACAGCAACAAUUACAGCAGAGUAGUCAGUCUUUUCGUUUCAAUAAUCCUACUACAGUAUUGCCAUUCUCGAAACCUGAAUCAAUGACGCUUAAUAUAGCAAUAGCUUAACUUAGUAUCGACAAAAGAAUUAAUACUGAUGUUUAUAUUAACGAUGGAAAACUGAAAAAAUAUUCUAUCACGCAAAAAAUAAAUACUUUGUUUUUU
Molecule: messenger RNA, 1910 nt
Organism: Ceratosolen solmsi marchali
Lineage: Eukaryota; Metazoa; Arthropoda; Insecta; Hymenoptera; Agaonidae
Product: neurotrophin receptor-interacting factor homolog
Exons: 4
Coding region: 357-1814 (485 amino acids)
Biological process (GO): regulation of DNA-templated transcription
Molecular function (GO): RNA polymerase II cis-regulatory region sequence-specific DNA binding; DNA-binding transcription factor activity, RNA polymerase II-specific
Source: RefSeq, a predicted model, not a curated record